Molecule: messenger RNA, 1581 nt
Organism: Rattus rattus (black rat)
Lineage: Eukaryota; Metazoa; Chordata; Mammalia; Rodentia; Muridae
Gene: M1ap
Product: meiosis 1 associated protein
Exons: 9
Coding region: 1-1581 (526 amino acids)
Biological process (GO): meiosis I; spermatogenesis; male meiosis chromosome separation
Source: RefSeq, a predicted model, not a curated record
AUGCAUCGAAGGAGAACUACGGGUAGAGGGACCUCCCCUGCCACGAAAAUUAGUCAUCAACCUCCGAGGCUGCUCAUUGUGCAUAUUGCUGUCCCUUCCUGGGAUGACAUCUGCCCCAACCUCUGUGAGGCCUUGCAGAACUUCUUCUCAAUAGCCUGCAGUUUGAUGGGCCCCAGCCGAAUGUCUCUGUUCAGCUUAUACACGGUACAAAAACAACAUGAGUGUGUCCUCCCAUUUGUGCAAGUGAGAGGGAACUUCGUUAGGCUGCAGGCCUGCAUCUCGGAGCUUCGCACGUUGCAGGUAGAAGGUUGUUACAGGCCAUCUCACACCUUACUACCACUGGCUGUAGAGGAUGGGCUCCAGCAGUUCAAACAGUACAGCAGUCACAUGGCCACAAAUGCUGCUCAGCCCUUAACUUCCCUGGAGAUUACUGUCCUGACUUCUCAGCCUGGGAAAGAAGUGGUCAAAGAACUGGAGGAAGGGUUGAAAGAUAUAAACCUACUUAGCGUCAGAAGACUGCAGGUGGUUGAGGUCACAAAAGGCAUCCAAGAGCAUACAGACUCACCAUCUCCUAUUGAAGAACCCAGCAAUGAUGAGAGUUCCAUCCUGGAAGCUGACAUUGUCCUUGAGACUCUGGACAACGAUGUGGUCAGCAUGGAGGUCUUCUUCAAAGCCUGGCUGCAUAACACUGAAACUGACCAGGAAAACAUCCACCUUUUUCUUACUCCACAGAGUCUUCCUCCUUCUUCCAGAGCCAAGGACAAUCCAAUAUGUCUGAAAUGUGAUCUCCAAGAGCGAUUUCUCAGCCCGUCCCUGCUUCCUGGUACAGCCGAUAGCAUGUCGAGAAUAGAUGACCCCAAAGGAGACAUCAGCACGAUCUACCAGAUGGCCUCCCUGUCGUCAGACUCUCCAUACAAGCUGCAAGUGAUCAAGGCUCUGAAAUCUAGUGGGAUCUGUGAGUCCCUGACCUAUGGACUGCCCUUCAUCCUCAGACCCACAAGUUGUUGGCAGCUGGACUGGGAUGAGCUGGAAACCAAUCAACAACAUUUUCAUGCCCUGUGUCACUGCUUGCUGAAAAGAGACUGGCUGCUGUUAGCCAGAGGGGAACCCCUGAUCCCCAGACACAACCAGAGUCUCCCUGCCUGCAGCUUCUAUGUGAUCACACCGUCUCACUCUCUCACACUGCUGGUCAAGCUGGUGGCCACGAGGGAACUGAUGCUUCCUGGCUUCUUCCCCCUGCUCUCUGAGGACCCACCUGAAGACAGCCUAAAGAUCAUAGAGAGCACACUAGACAGCCUGGAGCUGGGGCUCACCUACAACCCUCUGCAAGUUGGGAGCCACCUGUACGCACAUCUGAGCAGCGCCCACGCCAAGCCUCAGGGACGGCCCUACACAAGCUGGGCAGGCCGGGGCCUUAGAAAGGAGGAUCAGCUGCAGACCAACAGAGCUCGAGCCCCAGUGGUCCCCCUCCCAGUGACCCCUGCCCCAGGUAGAGCUCUGAAGAAGUCAGCAGCCAGCAAAGCAGCCUCAGGAACCUUCCUGCCUUCUGAUUCGGAGGACGAGUAUCCUUCUCAGACCUAA